This is a messenger RNA of Rotaria sordida, 246 nucleotides long. The record is from the annotation of a GenBank genome assembly. Lineage: Eukaryota; Metazoa; Rotifera; Eurotatoria; Philodinida; Philodinidae.
AUGUCAUCGGAAAAAUUAUAUGAACAAAAUAUGGAUACAAUGGAGAAGCUGAAAAUGCAUACUACACGGAUCUUAUUGGGUAUUGGAAUGCUCAUUGGUCUAGCGUUGCUUGUGAUUUUCAUCGUCAUCCUACUUGUAUUGGCCUUUGCCUUUCUUAAAAGCUUUAAUACAAAUACUAUGACGGACUACGGCACAGGUUUGUCAACUUUCAUUUUUAACUCAACAGUAGAUCAUGCUGUUUGUUGA